This is a messenger RNA of Andrographis paniculata, 1818 nucleotides long. RefSeq names its product mitogen-activated protein kinase kinase 5. Gene Ontology annotation, biological process: protein phosphorylation. Gene Ontology annotation, cellular component: cytoplasm. Bases 415 to 1473 code for a protein of 352 amino acids. NCBI's taxonomy places the organism in Eukaryota, Viridiplantae, Streptophyta, Magnoliopsida, Lamiales, Acanthaceae. The record is from RefSeq and is a predicted model, not a curated record. The transcript has a single exon. Gene Ontology annotation, molecular function: protein serine/threonine kinase activity; ATP binding.
AGAGAGAGAGAGAGGCUUGAAUCGCUGCUGCUGGCUUUCCCUAGUUUGUUUUAGUGGCUACAUCUCUCUUUUCUCUCUCUCUCGUAGUAUUUGGUUUUCCCCUUUUCUUCUUCUUUCUCCUUUUCCCUCUUCCAAGAACCUUCUCCCAAUCCCUAUUUCUCUUUCUCUCUCUCCUCCAUGGAUUCAUUCAUUUCUUUUUCUUCUAUCAGAUUUUCCAUUCUUUCUGGAAUAUAAUCAAUCAAUCUUCAUUUCCUUCUACGAUUCAUUUCAAUUUUCAAAUUCCACAUUCACACCAUCCCCAAUUUUGAUUUCCAUUUCACGCCGCCACCACUGCGCGAUUUGAUUAAUUCACUCUUGCUGCUGCUGCAGCUGAUUUCUUCCUCGAAUCUCAGAUUCCGCUGUUAUCAACCAGUUAUGAGGCCACUCCAACCGCCGCUGGCCGCCGGAUCCGCCACGAAUCGCACGAAUCGUCAACGCCGACGUCCCGACCUAACCCUACCCCUCCCCCACCGCGACCCCACCCUGGCCGUCCCCCUACCUCUACCGCCGAGCUCCGCCCCUUCCUCCUCCUCUUCAUCCUCCUCCCUCCAAUUAGAAUACUCCGAUCUGGAGCGCGUGAGCCGCAUCGGGAGCGGCGCCGGCGGUACUGUCUACAAAGUCCUCCACCGCCCCACCGGCAAAAUUUACGCUUUAAAAGUGAUCUACGGAAACCACGAGGACGCAGUCCGCAAUCAGAUGCGCCGCGAAAUCCAAAUACUCGGCGACGUCGACAACCCUAACGUCGUCAGAUGCCACAGCCUCAUCGAUCACAAUGGCGAAAUUCAAGUCCUCCUCGAGUACAUGGACAAAGGAUCCCUCGAAAGCAUCCACAUCCCUCAGGAGCCAUCCCUAUCCGACGUGGCAAGACAAAUUCUCUGCGGCCUCUCCUACCUCCACAAAAGGAAGAUCGUCCAUCGUGACAUCAAGCCCUCAAAUUUGCUGAUUAAUUCCCGAGGGGUUGUCAAAAUUGCAGAUUUUGGAGUAUCUCGUGUUCUAGCUCAAACAAUGGAUCCUUGCAAUUCAUCAGUGGGUACAAUAGCCUACAUGAGUCCAGAAAGGAUCAACACAGAUCUAAACCAUGGUCAAUACGAUGGUUAUGCAGGGGAUAUCUGGAGUUUGGGAGUCAGCAUUCUUGAAUUCUACUUAGGGAAGUUUCCAUUUUCUGUAGGACGCCAAGGUGAUUGGGCAAGCCUUAUGUGUGCAAUCUGUAUGUCGAAGCCGCCCGAGGCACCGGCCACGGCGAGCCGGGAGUUUAGGGAUUUCAUAGCUUGCUGUCUUCAAAGGGAUCCGCCGCGGCGAUGGACUGCGCCACAGCUGCUGAGGCACCCAUUUAUUAUGCAGUAUGCUUCGCCGGGGAGUAACGGGAGCGGGAGCCAUCAGGUUCAUCAGCCUCACCAGCUGUUACCUCCACCUCCCCGGCCGCAGUUUUUGUGAUUGUUAGUUUAUAUUUGGUUUUUCCGAAUUAAAUUUUUGUUUCUUUGCUUAUCUUGUCUUUUUAAAAACUUGUUGGUUGGAUGGAGGUUGAAUUGUGAAACUUGUUUGCCAUUGCUACAUUGGGAUGUUCUUUAGGGAAAAACCGAAAGGGAAAAAAAAGGGAUUGAUGAAUUGGCAAGGGAAGGGGAAGAAGUUGGAUUAAAGAAUGAUGGAAGGUUUUGGCAGGCUGUUGAAUUCUCUAUGGGAGGUAUUUGUGAAGCAAAAUCUAUCUUGAAUGUAAUGGUAAGUUGAUGAUGAUGAUGAUGAUGACAAUGUGGAAAUGAAUGGGAAUCUAUUUUUAUUGAA